AACCUCGUUUAAAUCCGCUUCUCAAAUGUGCAUGCGACAUUACAAUUGCUCAACCAAGUUUAUUCUGUUUAGCUUUGAUAAUUGUGUGCUGAAAAUCAAAUAAAGGAUGGGAACAGAGGUAUCCAAAGAGCAAAGUGAUCAAGUCCUUGUCGACGCCAAAAGUGAAUAUAUUGAUGAAGUCCUACAACAAGAAGACAAUAACAGCGAUCAUGAGAGCGAGGAACAUGUUCACGAAUUAAGUGAAUUGGACAAGCUUGCGCAAACCAUAGACCCGAAAAAUUAUCUCGAUGAGUAUCCUUUCGAAAAUCUCAUUUUUGAGGGAGGUGGAGCAAAGGGGAUAGCAUAUCCUGGAGCAUUGAGGGCAUUAGAGGAAGUUGGUAUUAUGACAAGGAUAAAACGAUUUGCUGGUACAAGUGUUGGCUCCAUAACAGCAACAAUGGCUGCGCUUGGUUACAAAAGCACUGAAAUUAGAGAAGUCAUGUCGACAGAUUUUUCAAAGUAUUAUGAGUCCUGUAUUUUUAUGUUGAAAGAUGCUAGGUUUGGAAAAUUCAGUAUCAUUCCAAAUCUCCUCUGGUAUUUGGGAUGGCAACCACUUCAUACCCUGUAUGAUUACAUCGGAGAAAUAGUUGAAAAGAAACUUGGUGAUAAGGACGCUACGUUUGAACAACUUUACAAGGAGUUGGGGAAGGAGUUGUGCAUUGUUGCAACAAAUCUCAAUGAUAUGGAAGAGACUUAUUUUCAUCCUAAAACUACACCCAAAAUGCCACUCAGGAAGGCGGUUCGUAUGUCUAUAAGCCUCCCAGGUAUAAUGCAGCCUAUCAAACAUACUGAUUUUGGAGUGGAGAGCAUGUAUGUGGAUGGUGGUGUACUUAUCAACUACCCAAUAGAGUGUUACGAUGGGUGGUGGCUUUCAAUGAAAAAGGAGGAUUCGUUUUUCGAAAGAUUACAACCUUUAGAGAAACUCCCCUUUAUAAUGGAUAGAAAAAACAGAUUUGCUCGUGAUGAGGCUCAGUCGUCCAAAUCGCUGGGAUUCAUACUGUAUUCUGAGGAUGAGAUUGAGUCUUUUAAGUCAACGUUUGAGUCCAGAAGGAAAACAAAACUACAGUUCCCAGACACACCAAUGGGAAGAAAGGCAACACAGAAAACGAAAGACGAAAAGAAGUUGAAUAAAGAACACCAAUGUGUGAGAACUUCAGUUAGCAAUUUUUUAAAGAUACUGCAAAAGAAUAACCUGGACAAAGAUGAAUUCAUCAACAGAGAGGAACUAGAGAACACCAUAAAAAGUGAGGAGCUUACUGACUGUGACAAGAAACGUCUGUUUGGGAAGAAUGUAUCUGUUGACGAAGUGAUGGCGAAACUAGACAAGGAUGGAAAUGGAAAGAUCAGUUAUGAAGAGUUAGUUUCAUUCAUUGAAGAAACAGGGAUCUCAGUGGUUCACAGAAGAUUAGGGUUUUGUAGACAACAAGUGAAUACACUACUUUCUUUACUACAAACCCUCUACAAUACGAUGUCACUGAAUAUUGUGCGGAUAUCAGUCAGCGCUGCUGAUAUGUCACGUACAGUUGGCUUGAACUCGCAUUAUAUAGGAACCCUUACAUUUGAUUAUACCAAAGAGGAUGCAGAUUUCGUUGAACAGGAGAGUCAUAAUACCACUAUGGCAUUCUUGAAGAAUUUCGUGGCAAAACUAAAGAUUGAAAGAAAGGCCAAAGCUCCUGUCAUAAGCACGAAGAAUGCGGUGGAUGACUGAAAAAAAAUUGUAAACGCUUUAGAAAAGACUUUUAGUAAAUAUGGUGAUGGUUUGUUUUAAAUGCCAAUCCUGUAUAAUGUAGAUUAUGAAACUAAUAAAGUGUAACACACAA
Messenger RNA from Saccostrea echinata, 1859 nucleotides. RefSeq lists its product as uncharacterized. Gene Ontology annotation, biological process: lipid metabolic process. Lineage: Eukaryota; Metazoa; Mollusca; Bivalvia; Ostreida; Ostreidae. The coding region runs from base 107 to 1747 and encodes 546 amino acids. The record is from RefSeq and is a predicted model, not a curated record. The transcript is spliced from 15 exons. Gene Ontology annotation, molecular function: calcium ion binding.